Molecule: messenger RNA, 1987 nt
Organism: Vanessa tameamea
Lineage: Eukaryota; Metazoa; Arthropoda; Insecta; Lepidoptera; Nymphalidae
Product: zinc finger protein 845-like
Exons: 3
Coding region: 127-1773 (548 amino acids)
Biological process (GO): regulation of transcription by RNA polymerase II
Molecular function (GO): DNA-binding transcription factor activity, RNA polymerase II-specific; RNA polymerase II transcription regulatory region sequence-specific DNA binding
Source: RefSeq, a predicted model, not a curated record
AUAAAUUUUCGAUUCGAUUUGACAUUGUUUUCGAACGGAUAAAAGGUAAUUGAUUUUUUUCAACAUUGGAUUACUAAAAAAAUUGUAUUUUUAUUUAACUUUGUUUUGUAAAUACAUCAAAUAAAAAUGGCGGAAAAGAAAUCCAAUGAGGAUGAUGGCUCGGUCAUUCAAUCGGAAGAUCAGGAGACAGAUAUGAUGAACAUGUUUGCGAGCGUGUGGGUUAAAGUUGAGGUCGAAGAAGAGAAUGACUUCAGUAACAGUGAAGAUAAGAAACCUAGUGUACGCAGUAAGACUAGACGGAAGGGAAAAAAGCGAAAAUUUACAAAAGUACUCAACUGCGAUGAAUGUGAUUACACGACAGUUUACAAAAAUUGCUUAGACCUUCAUGUGGCUGGUCACAAGGAUUCGAAGCCGUUUUCAUGCCAGCUCUGCGAAUACACGACCAAAUACCCCACCUCCCUCCAACGGCACGUCAUGAUAAAACAUCCGUCUGAUGACGCGAGCGUAUCAGAGAAGGACAAGAAGCCACUGCCGAUGCACAAGUGUGAUGAAUGCGAAUAUUCAUCGUACUUCAAAUGGAAUCUUACCGCACACAAACGAAAGCACAAGCAAGAAAAACAAUUCAAAUGCCCACACUGCACAUACGCAACGGCAUACAGACAUAACUUCGUGAAACACUGUAAAGUCCACAACGAAUGUGUGUUUUAUAAAUGCGACAAGUGUCCGUUCGUGACGAAAUUUGAAGGUCACAUAACAAGACAUCUCGCGAAGAUCCACAACGAGGUGACGGAGAAAGCGAAUAAAUGUGAAUACUGUGACUUUUCAACGAUGGUCCGUUGGAGAUUGAACAUUCACCAGCAACGGAGCAAGCAGGAAGCGCCAAUGAAAUGCGAGUACUGCGAAUUCGAAACUGCGUACAUGUGUGAGAUUAAACAGCACAAAGUGUCCCAUUAUAACAGGAUAUACGGUUCUGGAGUUAUACAAAACAAAAUGCCUGAAGAUAUACAGUUACCCCCCAUGGAUAUACAGGAGAAAUCCGACUAUAUAACCCAGGAGACACUCGAUAAAAGAGACACGCAAAACCAGUACACACUCGAUCCGAACUGCUUAGAUUGGAACAGUAUACAGGUUUUGGAAUCUGAAGACAAGGAGAGACCAUUCCUGUGCCACAUGUGUAGUUACACGUCGAAGUUCAAAGCGGCUGUUCAGAGGCAUUUUCAAAGACACCACACCGGCAGCCAGAACCGUCCCUAUAAAUGUGUGAACUGUGACUUCUCGACGAAAACCAAAGAUCAGAUUGCAUUACACAAUAAAAGGAGUCAAUCGGAUAAAGUUUUAUUUUGUACCAUUUGCAGUUUUACAACGACUUACAAAUGCCAGCAUGUUAUGCACCAGAAAUGUCACUACGCAUUUAAAUGCACGCUCUGCCAUUACUCGUGUAGACAUAAAUAUGAACUCCAAAAACAUUUCACGACGUUACACUUGGGCAACGGACUGAAAUGCAGCUUCUGUGAUUAUAAAGCAGCUAGAAAAGAAAGUCUUCUGUGCCACGAGACAAUACACACAGGCAACAAACCAUUUAAAUGUACGUACUGUUCCUACAUGUCCGUACGUAAAUCGUUGCUGGACAACCACGUGAAGAGAUACCACAGUGAUAUUAAGAAGGACGUGACUAUAGUAAGUGAGAAGAAGAUACAGUCGUUGAAAGUUCCGAUGCCAUCGUUGAUUGAUAGUUUGAGGGGGCACUGUGACCAAAUUCCUAUAUCAGAGUAACUGAUUAUUGUACUGAUAUAUAAAUUUUAAGGGAAAUCGUUUCAGGAUAUGGCAACAGUUACAAAUAGGCUUGAACUCCUUUGAAAUGUUAUUUUAAAAUGACAUUUUAAUCGUUUUACAGCAAUUUCUAAUUUUUAUAAUGUCUCGAGUUAUUGCACUUUUUUUUUAUGUUAGAGGUGGCAAACGAGCAGGAGGCUCACCUGAUGGGAAGUGA